ACCUCGUACCUCCUAACGCUUCCGCGCCAACUGUUUCCCCCCGGAACCGAGGGAGGAGUGGUCUAGGUCCCUUUAUUUUCCGCGGCCUAUUCUCACCCUUCCUCUCCGAUUGCUUAAGAUCAUCUCCGCGGGCUCCUUGCCCCGGCUAGCCCCAUCUCCUUACACAACCAAGCCCCCCUCAGCUCCCCAGCACACACUCAGAUACACUCACCCGUGAUCUGAUCACCUGUGAUGAUAGUAGUCCUUGGCGUCCAUUUGGCCAGGGGCUUUUCAGCUGCCACUGUGACAGACCCUGAGGUUCCCCUCAAGCCAGUAGCUGCUGUCUCCACUUGCAACUUUCCUCUCCUCCCACUCCUAACAGCCAGUUGUGGCACCUCUUCUCAGCACCAGCGUUACUUUUAGCAGGAGCAUACCUACUUCUUGAGUGUCUUGAUUAAAAGUUUGUGUGCCAUGGAUAGGCUGUGUUCCUUCAGAAAGGUGUCAGUCUAAUUUUUGUUUUUAUGAACAAUGAAUGUUCUCAUCUUCUAGGCGCUUUGAUAACCCUGUCUGCCUUGGAAUCUGUACUGACCUCCCCAGAGGGAGACUCUUAGACCCAGCCUUUCUUGAACAACCUUGGUCCUGGGGAGCAGCGCCGGAUCCCAGGCUCUCACUUAGAGGCUUGGCUUAGAACUGUCGCUUUUUCUCUAUCCACGCUCUGCAGGUGACACCCAGGGCAGCUACACUCAGAAGCCACAAGGAAUGCUAGUGGAGCCCCUCAUCCCUCCCAGCUUCUCUUCCAAGCUGCCCCGUGGGGCUUGAUCCAGGAAGCUACUUCAGAAAGGUUGUGGGAUACCCUGGGAGGUUUCUUGGUGGGAAGCGUGUGAACGCGGAGCAGUCUUGGAUAACUUUCUGCUGUUACUAUCUAGCAUAAGAGGGUGGGCAGGGUUGGCGAGAGGACAGGAAUUUUUCCUCCUAGGACCAAACGCCUGGGAUUCAUAAUCUUUCACCCUUUCUCCUCCAGCUAUACCCUUUUUGUACUCUGUAUAUACUAUAUUGCAGUAGACAAUCAUUCCAAGGGUACAACAAGGUUUACUACAAUGUGAGGGACUCAGCCAUUGCAAAUUGUACAGAUGAGGGCCCUUGGAAGAAAAUCCUUGCUGUGUCCAGGCUGAGGCUGGGGGCUAAUGACAGCGUGAGCUCUAGAUGGUGUGAGACCACCCCAAAGCCAAGAAAUGGCUACAGCCGUGGAACCAGAGGACCAGGAUCUUUGGGAAGAGGAAGGAAUUCUGAUGGUGAAACUGGAAGAUGAUUUCACCUGUCGGCCAGAGUCUGUCUUACAGAGGGAUGACCCAGUGCUGGAAACCUCCCACCAGAACUUCCGACGCUUCCGCUACCAGGAAGCAGCAAGCCCUAGAGAAGCUCUCAUCAGACUCCGAGAACUUUGUCACCAGUGGCUGAGACCAGAGAGGAGGACAAAGGAGCAGAUCCUAGAGCUGCUUGUGCUGGAACAAUUUCUUACCGUCCUGCCUGGAGAACUACAGAGCUGGGUGCGGGGCCAACGGCCAGAAAGUGGCGAGGAGGCAGUGACGCUGGUGGAGGGUUUGCAGAAACAACCCAGGAGACCAAGGCGGUGGGUGACUGUCCAUGUUCACGGUCAGGAAGUCCUGUCAGAGGAGACGGUGCAUUUAGGAGCGGAGCCUGAGUCACCUAGUGAGCUGCAGGAUCCUGUGCAAAGCUCGACCCCUGAGCAGUCUCCUGAGGAAACCAUACAGAGCCCAGAUCUGCGGACACCGGCAGAGCAGCGUCCACACCAGGAAGAGGAGCUCCAGACCCUGCAGGAGAGCGAGGUCCCAGUGCCCCUGGACCCAGACCUUCCUGCAGAGAGGAGCUCUGGAGACUCAGAGAUGGUUGCUCUUCUUACUGCUCUAUCACAGGGACUGGUAACGUUCAAGGAUGUGGCCGUAUGCUUUUCCCAGGACCAGUGGAGUGAUCUGGACCCAACACAGAAAGAGUUCUAUGGAGAAUAUGUCUUGGAAGAAGACUGUGGAAUUGUAGUCUCUCUGUCAUUUCCAAUCCCCAGACCUGAUGAAAUCUCCCAGGUUAGAGAGGAAGAGCCGUGGGUCCCAGAUAUCCAAGAGCCUCAGGAGACUCAAGAGCCAGAAAUCCUGAGUUUUACCUACACAGGAGAUAGGAGUAAAGAUGAGGAAGAGUGUCUGGAGCAGGAAGAUCUGAGUUUGGAGGAUAUACACAGGCCUGUUUUGGGAGAACCAGAAAUUCACCAGACUCCAGAUUGGGAAAUCGUCUUUGAGGACAAUCCAGGUAGACUUAAUGAAAGAAGAUUUGGUACUAAUAUUUCUCAAGUGAAUAGUUUUGUGAACCUUCGGGAAACUACACCCAUCCACCCCCUGUUAGGGAGGCAUCAUAACUGUUCUGUGUGUGGAAAGAGCUUCACUUGUAACUCCCACCUUGUUAGACACCUGAGGACUCACACGGGAGAGAAACCCUAUAAAUGUAUGGAGUGUGGAAAAAGUUACACACGAAGCUCACAUCUUGCCAGGCACCAAAAGGUUCACAAGAUGAACGCGCCUUAUAAAUAUCCCCUAAACCGGAAGAAUUUGGAAGAGACCUCCCCUUCGACCCAGGCUGAGAGAACUCCAUCAGUGGAGAAGCCCUAUAGAUGUGAUGAUUGCGGAAAACACUUCCGCUGGACUUCAGACCUUGUCAGACAUCAGAGGACACAUACUGGAGAAAAACCCUUCUUUUGUACUAUUUGUGGCAAAAGCUUCAGCCAGAAAUCUGUGUUAACAACACACCAAAGAAUCCACCUGGGAGGCAAACCCUACUUGUGUGGAGAGUGUGGCGAGGACUUCAGUGAACACAGGCGGUACCUGGCGCACCGGAAGACGCACGCUGCUGAGGAGCUCUAUCUCUGCAGCGAGUGCGGGCGCUGCUUCACCCACAGCGCAGCGUUCGCCAAGCACUUGAGAGGACACGCCUCAGUGAGGCCCUGCCGAUGCAACGAAUGUGGGAAGAGCUUCAGUCGCAGGGACCACCUCGUCAGGCAUCAGAGAACACACACUGGGGAGAAACCAUUCACGUGCCCUACAUGUGGAAAAAGCUUCAGCAGAGGAUAUCACUUAAUUAGGCAUCAGAGGACCCACUCAGAAAAGACCUCCUAGCUAGGUCCCCAUGUGAGGAAAUCUGCUUUCAGCCCUCACCUAAGGGAGGUGAGGAAUAGGAAAAGCCCUCUUGUCAGCCGGGAAGACCUUUUCGAGGGAGUCUCCCUGACCUGCCCAGAUCUGACAUCACCUCUUCCUGCAACUAAAUACAAGCCUGGGCAGAACCUCUCAGCCUUCUUCUACGCCUUGAGGGAAUGUUUCAUCCAAAGUACAACCUGAAUUGAGGCUUCUCCUUCACUGGAGUGCGCCUGCCUCUACCUCAUGGGUAUAAAGUAGGAGAAUUAAGAGACUUAAGAGGUUGUGGUUACUAUAUCAUCCAAAAAUUAGGCUGUUACAUAUCCUAAAGACUGCUCAACAGCUUCAAGUUGAAAGUGGCCAAGGACAGCCCCUUAGGUUUGGGAAGGGACAAGCCUGAAGGAUUCUGUCUUUAGUGGGGUCAAAUCUUAAAGCACACAGCUCUGAACUCAAAACAGGAGGUUUAUGUCCUGAUGGCUUCGCCACACAUUCACAGGAUAACUGUAUAGAUCCCUUGCUGUCUGAUUCACCUCUUACCAUGCACUUUCCUUUGAUGCUGAGGAGAUAUGGAAGUGGGCGAAAAAAAAAAUCUCAAGGCUGCUUCACGUGGACCUUGUCAAGCUGCUCCCUCCCUCAGUGUCAAAUUGUUAUCAGGUGCCAAACACUGCUAGAAAGAAGGGCCUAGUCAGAAGCCUCUUUCCAUACGAAUUUUGGUUUUGUUCUUAAUAUUUUUUUCUAUUAAAAUACUCAUGCAUUUAACCUUCCCAUUAUUCAACCAGUCUCUUGGUUUCGUCCCUAGCACUUCUACUAUAAGUGAGAUGGUAGCGUUUGAGUGCUUAUUGAGUAAAGCAUAAUUCGGUUAUAAUGAAAUCAUUCACAUUCCCUCAUAUGCACAAGCCUACCAACCCCUUCACACCCCCCUUCACAGGGGUCGUGUGAGUAAGGGGAUUUGGAAACUGUCAAAUUACAAAGCACUGUAACAAUUACAGAAUCAUCAUUGCCAUGGGCCACUUUAUUUACAUGAAGACAACUGGAGUACGACUAAGACCAAAUUAUGGAAAAUAAGAAAAAGCUGUUGCUGGCAAGAUCGUCAAGACUAUUCUGACACCCUGUCCCCAUCAUCCCUGACUGAGUACUCUGACAUCACGGAAAGUGUUGAACCUGGGACCCUGAGGAAUUCACCAGGAGUAAAUGGCUUUCAUGUAUUUGUGUCGUUUGCUUUUUCUUACGUGAUUUUAUGUUCAUUUAAGAACUAAAAAGUAGCAUCUCAUGAUGGCCCAAGGAUCUCUGUUGCUGGUUAAAGGUUCCUUGGAGAUGAGGCUGAAUAAUUAUGAACCUCACCUGCUGUGAUUGUGGGAGUGGCAAGAACUGGGGAGACGUCCUCCAUAAGUGGAGCACAGGGUAUGGGGUUAAAGCAUGACAGGGAGAGUCUUCUGUGCCUGGUUUCUUCUCCUCUAUCUCAUAAUGCAUUAUGGGCCAGAGGAAUAGGGGAGGGUUAAUAAGACUCCAACCCUAAUGGCCCAACAGGGAAAUUCUCAUUUUGGUCGAUGAUAUUCUGAUGGACUGGUUUGGUCUUAAUACCAGUCAACCAUUGUCCCUCUGGAAAUAUACAUAUAUGAAAUAAAUAAAGGUAACACUUGGCAGCCAA
Symphalangus syndactylus (siamang) is the source of this 4821-nucleotide messenger RNA. RefSeq names its product zinc finger protein 202 (gene ZNF202). The record is from RefSeq and is a predicted model, not a curated record. Gene Ontology annotation, biological process: regulation of DNA-templated transcription. NCBI's taxonomy places the organism in Eukaryota, Metazoa, Chordata, Mammalia, Primates, Hylobatidae. Gene Ontology annotation, cellular component: nucleus.